UCGUUUCUCAAAAGUAAAACAACUGUCAACGGUUGAAGGUAUUCAACUCUUAACAAAAAAGAGGAAAUACUCUUUUAUAUGCUUAAUAAUUAUUAUUCUUGAUUUGACAUUCGUGUUAGACAAUCAUUUUCUCACACAAAUAUAAACAUUUGGAUGUUCAUACAAAUAAAAAACCGUUGUUUACAGUGCUUUCUUUCACGUCCGCAAUAUGGUCUAUAAAUAGAAGUGGAAAGUGCUAGUACCGAGAGUGAAAAAAAUAGGAUUAAAACAAAUAAUUUUUACUAAAAAUAUUGAACAAGAAUUUUAAAUUGUUGCGUGAAAUGAAAUUUACAAAAUGUAAUGUCGGAAAUUACUUCCGAAGGGUAAUUGAGCAAGAGAAAAGGAAAAGAAAAUUGAAUGCGAAUCGAAAUUGGGAUGACAUUGUGCACGGACAAACGGGAAGUAAAAUGGUCUUUCAAAAUAAACAAAAAUUUAUUACAAAAAAGUUUACACGUUUCUUUUAAUUCAAUUUGAAAGAAAUAUGAUGAAUAAUGAGUUUCAAGCAUGAAAAUACGAGAAGGGAAAAUUACGAUUCCGCUGCACGAAAAUUAUCCCUUACCGCCGCUUCAAAAAUAAAAUGAUAAGCCAAGUUCAUAUAGUAUACAGAAAAUUCAGAAAUUUGUGCGUGCAUUGAUUAAUUUAUUUUGAAAUAGGAAAAGUUAUGUCACUAGUUAUUGCGAUUUCAGUAAAAAAUGUAUACAAAUGUAGCAAUUAGAAUUUAGAAUUAGAGGUUUUAUUUUUUUUGCGAUACGUAUUUUUUAAGUACGAACAUUUUAUUAAAAUGUCUUUCCAAUAAACUUAAAUUUUAUUACAUAAAUCGGAUAUUUAUGAAAGAAAUCUUUGUUUAGCCUAUUUAGAUGCAGGAAUGGGUCCACACCAGACAGUCAAUUUCCUUGCUGGCAUUAACAUCCCCCCAAUAGCAGUUAAGAAUUUAAAGAUAAGAGAAAGAGAAAUCGGCAAAUCCAUAGAAAAAUGUGCUGAAAUGUCUUGUCAGAAAGCUCUACAAGAAGAAAUAGAUUUAAGCAGAGAUGAAGAUGAUCAUUCAAAUGGAACUUCAAUAACAGUUUCUUUUGAUGGUGCUUGGCAGAAAAGAGGAAGUGGAAGAAGCUACAGUAGCUUGACAGGUCAUGCUACAAUGAUAGGUGAAAAAACUGGAAAAUGUGUGAGUCAAGGAACUAAAUCAGCAGACUGCAGAAAAUGUAUGUAUGUGGAUGAAAAGGGAGAUGGACAUCACGAUUGUAGGAAAAAUCAUACUGGAAGUGCAAAGUCGAUGGAGUCAAACUUAGCCGUUGAGAUGGUGCAGGAGCUGCAGUGCAAAGGAUGCAAAGUUUCCUGUAUAAUAAUGGAUGACGAUACCACUACUCUGGCUAGACUAAAAGAAAACAUUAAUUCUGACAUUGUUAAAAGAUCAGACAGAAAUCACCAAAGAAAAAAUAUUGUUAGUGACUUAUACCGCUUACAUAAAAAACACAAAGGUAAAUUGUCAACUAGUACUAUAAGCUACUUGACAAAAGAUUUAGACUAUGCAAUAGCCCAAAACAAGAACCGUGCAGAACAAUUGAGCCAGAAUAUUUAUUCAAUCAUUCCCCAUUCUUUUGGUGACCAUUCUAAAUGUGACUUAUCGUGGUGUAACUACCAUAAAGAUCCAGAAAAUUACAAACAUAAAAGUCUUCCAUAUGGCAAAAAUUUAAACGGAGAGGAAAUGUUUGCCGAUUUGUCAAAAUUGUUUGAUACUUACGCAAAGAAUUCAGAUAAAUUAGCUAACUGUGGCAGCUCGCAAGGAAACGAAUCCUUAAAUCAAAUAAUCGCGUUAAAGGCACCAAAAGCAAAGCAUUUUGGGAGUAGUGAAUCCCUUCCUUUCCGAGUAUGCGUGGGAGUAAUUCAGAAAAACGAAGGUCGUUCUUAUAUACCACAAGUAUAUGAAGCUCAUAAAUUGUCACCUGGAAAAUUUACAGUAAUGCAUACGGCAAAAAUAGACAAAAAGCGCAAGCAUGACAAAGUAAAUGCAAGUACCCGGGAGGCGAAGAGAAAAAGACUUGUCAAAAAGGGAAAAUUCAACUUGAAUCUAAAGGCCAAAGAAAUACGAGAAGGCGUAACAUAUGCUACCUCUAUUUCUGCACCAGCAAAAUCGAGUGAGAAUGCUGAAGAUAUUUCACACAUUCCUGAUCCUGAACCAGAAGUGACGGAAGAUCCUAUGUCUUUGAAAGACGAAACAUUUGUUUACUUUGACCUUGAAACUACAGGGUUCGGUACUGAUUGUGAUAUUAUUCAAUUAGCUGCAGCAUAUGACAACCAAAAUUAUAAUCGGUAUAUGGUACCCGGUCAGCGUAUCUCGCCAUCUGCUUCUAAAGUAACCGGAUUUUCAAAAAGUGGUUUAAUUUUGUAUAAAAACGGGGAAAUAAUGCAGACGGACGAAGAAAGUGAAAUUUUUAAACAGUUUAUUUCUUGGCUUCCCAAAAAAUGCAUUUUGAUUGGUCACAAUUCAAAAAUUUUUGAUUCCAGAAUUUUGACUAAGGCUUUACAAAAUUAUAAUAUCAUGAAAGAUUUUGAAUUAAAAUGCGGUGGAUUUAUUGACACCUUAUCAUUGACUAAAGAACUACUACCAGACAGAAAGACAAAUAAGCAGUCAUACAACCAGGAAUCACUUGUAAAAGAUAUUGUUGGCAUAAAUUAUGAUGCACACAAUGCCAUUGGCGAUGUGCAAUCCCUGCAACAGCUGAUCAACACGCUAAAAGUCUCUCCAAGAAUUCUAGAAAAACACAGCUUCUCUGUUCAGUACACAGUAAACAUGAUCAGUAAGCUGCAGCUAACUAAAUCUAGACUGGAUACAUUUAGCAACAUGCCAUCUACUUUUUGUUCAAAGACAAUGCUGAACAAAAUUGCCAGAUCUGGUUUACGGUUAAACCAUCUUAUCCUUGCAGGAAAUAGAGGAGGUGUUGAUGGCAUACGCGAAUUGCUAACCGAACAGUUUGACGGGAAGCCCCGAGUUACUAAAGACAAGAAGAUACUAGACUCGAUUUCAGAACACAUUAUGUCAUUGAAAAACUAGAAAAAACAUUGUCUGAACGCAUAUACUUUUGUUAUUGUAUUACACGUUUAGUUUCUAGACGAAACACAUUACAAUUUUAAAAUAUUUGCAUCAAUUCACAAUUUUCACUAAGAUUAAUUGAACAAAACCACGGAUAAGAGAAAAGAGAAAUGAUAAUUUGCAUCAAACUUCCAAAAUAUCUUUUGUGUUGGGUUUUUACCUAUCAAUUACGUGUAUCCCCUUUGCUUUUAUAAUAUUAAACACACCAUUUAAUUUUAGGAUGAAAAAUUAAAUCAGUACUAUUGGGCUCGAUGUAUGUGUUUAUUUUUUUGUGUUGUGUUCAUGUGCCAUUGAAAACAUAAUUAUCAAUACAUAUAUGUGACCUACAUCUACGUCGUACGACGGUCCAUCGGCACAUUGAUGACUAUUCAAUUAUUCUGCAACGAUCAGGUAAAAGAAAUGUUUGUUUUGUUUACUACUGUUUGUCUUUUGUUUUUUUUUUACAGUUUUUCCGUGGCAUUGUCAGUUUGUUUUCGACUUUGGUACAUUUCGUUUCCCUUAUUGUGCAGCAGCAAAUAUUUCAUGUAUUUUCGGGUCGAAAAUAUAAUCAAUGAAUGUAUAUCGUCAUUAUAAUCAAAGAGACACCUUGAUGUAGCGGUCGUUGUCUUUAUUUGACAAGAUUUCUAUGUUGGUGACGAUUCUGCUGAUUGAGACUUGACGUUGCGUAAUCCUUUUCGGCGACGUCAUGUAAUUUCUAUCUUUUUUCAGUCAGCAACACCCUUUCAACGGCUGAUAUAUAAAAAGAGAGUCCGGUAACCAUAGGAAAAUUAUAUAUCAAUGGAAAGGAAAAUUCUAUCAUAAAAACAUUUAAUUUUUAUAGAAAAAUUGUAGGAAUGGUUUUAACUGCAGAUUAAAUUAAGCUUGAAAUUUCUUAUUUUUUGCGUAAAUUUGACGUUAUGUCUAUGUACUUCAUGGUGUUAUUCUAACAUUUUCAAAUGACUGUAACUUUUAAAUUAGAACGGUUACCCACUCAAAUUUUUCAAUUUUUCUGUUUAUUUUUAGAAGUUCUACGUGCAUACAAUUUCUUAAAAAAAUCGGUGGACAAGCCAUUUACGUACCUGUUA
Molecule: messenger RNA, 4191 nt
Organism: Mytilus californianus (California mussel)
Lineage: Eukaryota; Metazoa; Mollusca; Bivalvia; Mytilida; Mytilidae
Exons: 4
Coding region: 905-3088 (727 amino acids)
Biological process (GO): DNA catabolic process
Cellular component (GO): cytoplasm
Molecular function (GO): nucleic acid binding; 3'-5'-DNA exonuclease activity
Source: RefSeq, a predicted model, not a curated record